AUGUCAGGGAGAAUGGCUCCUCAUCUUCCUCUGAUCUUUCUGCUCAUAAUUCCAGGGGUUUAUAGUGAUGGUUGGGGUGUGAGUUACAGCUCUUCAUACAUCUGUGCAAUAAAGGGAUCAUCAGUGAUAAUGCCGUGCACUUAUACAUACCCUUCUGGAAAUCAGGUCAUGAAUGUGUUCUGGACUGAUGAUUCAGGUUCAUAUCCUCAAGAUCUGUCUAUAGACCCUGAAUACAGUCAGAGGAUUCAGUAUCUGGGAGAUAAUCUGCACAACUGCACCCUCAGACUGAAUAAUGUGACACAGAAGGAUAAACGCAUGUACUAUUUCAGAUUCAUAACUGAUAAAGAUAGAUGGACUGGUAAAUCUGGAGUGAAUCUUGAUGUCACAGAUCUGCGUGUGGAGUCUCCUGAGAACGUGACAGAGGGAGAUACAGUCAAUCUGACAUGUAAAAGCACCUGUAAUGUGAAUAACAAAGCAACAUUCAUCUGGUGGAAAAACACACAGUCAUUAACUGAGAUGAACAAUAAACUCCUCCUGCAGUCCGUCAGAAGAGAGGAUGCAGGCAGAUAUAGCUGUGCUGUACACGGAUACAAUCUCACAUCACCUCCUGUUUAUCUCAAUGUCAUGUAUCCUCCAAAGAAUACUGUAAUUUCCAUCAGUGGAUCUGUUGAAAUAUAUUUGGGUGAUUCAGUGAAUCUGACCUGCAUCAGUGAUUCAAACCCACCUGUUGUGAACUACACCUGGUUUAAGGAGAAUGAAAGCUCAUCUGUUGGAUCGGGACAGAAUUACAGUACACUACAGAGUGGAUUCUUCUACUGUGUGGCUCAGAAUCAACUUGGAUCUCAGAGAUCAGCUGCUGUAUCAGUGACAGUUCAUCAUGGAUCUAGUUGGCAUGUAGUGUUGGGGAUCACAGUGGGAUGUGGAGUAUUCAUCGUCAUCAUCAUCAUCAUUGUCAUUAUUCUGUUUAAAACGAGAAAAAGCAGCAGUACAAAACCUGAAGACCUCACAGUUAAACAGGAUGAUCUUUACUCCAACAUAACAGGGGAGGUCCAAACAUAUGCCAAUGUUUCACAUAAGUGGAAGACUGAAUCCAGAGAUAUGGAGGAGAUCCAGUAUGCAAUGGUCCAACAUCACAAACACAAAGAGAUGAAAAGACCAGAAGAGAAUGAAAACCAGUUUGACAAUGUAAGAAUUCAUCAUUCUGAUGCUGCCAUGAGGCAAUCAAAUUUGCAAACUAUGGAGGAUCUCUCAGUGAUAUACAGCAGCGUUAAGAAACCAGUGUAA
Messenger RNA from Xyrauchen texanus (razorback sucker), 1284 nucleotides. RefSeq names its product B-cell receptor CD22-like. NCBI's taxonomy places the organism in Eukaryota, Metazoa, Chordata, Actinopteri, Cypriniformes, Catostomidae. The coding region runs from base 1 to 1284 and encodes 427 amino acids. The record is from RefSeq and is a predicted model, not a curated record. The transcript is spliced from 9 exons.